This is a messenger RNA of Caenorhabditis remanei, 528 nucleotides long. RefSeq lists its product as uncharacterized. NCBI's taxonomy places the organism in Eukaryota, Metazoa, Nematoda, Chromadorea, Rhabditida, Rhabditidae. The record is from RefSeq and is a predicted model, not a curated record. The transcript is spliced from 3 exons. Bases 1 to 528 code for a protein of 175 amino acids.
AUGCCUCGGAUUAAACUUCUUCUGCUUCUCAUCAUCUUCCACUUCGCAAUUGCUGAAAAAAUACCUCUGAACAGUGAAUCUUGUGCUCCUGGAAACUUUGUUCAUGAACGUAAGGCCUUGUACUACUCGUGGAGUCGAAUGGUUGUUGGAUAUGUUGAUACCUGGAAGAGUAAAGAGUGUGUCAGUGGAAACUCGAACCCAUUAUCCUGCGGAAUCACCUAUUUCUAUGUUGCUAUCAUAAAUUUUGAAGAUGACAAAGGAAAUAAUAGAAUCGAUGCUUCGAAACUCACUGUGAAAUGUUCGGAUAACAUGAUUUAUUCAGCUAUGGAACUUCCAAAAGGAGUCGAACCCAAUAUUCUUUACAAGAGUUAUCUCAAUUGCCAAGGAGAUAUCACUGUCGAUUAUGUUCCUCCACAUAUGGUUUAUCUGAAGUUCAUUUUGAUCAAAGCCAUGUUCUUGAGCCAAGACAUCUUCUUGUAUCUCCUCAUUUGUGUAAUCUUCGUGGAGAUGUUCAAUCGUAUAAUGUGA